Molecule: messenger RNA, 324 nt
Organism: Trichomonas vaginalis G3
Lineage: Eukaryota; Parabasalia; Trichomonadida; Trichomonadidae
Exons: 1
Coding region: 1-324 (107 amino acids)
Source: RefSeq, a predicted model, not a curated record
AUGAGUCUCGUUCUUGGAGUAGGCGUGGGCACAUUUUUAUUCCUUUUCUUUUUGGCAAUCCUUAUUAUCAUCCUAAUCAUUGGACACAACUCUAAACUCGGUCAAGCAAUUUUCUGGGGAUUAUUAAUCGUAUUUAUCAUUGCGUUUGUUUUACUUGCAGUUUCCCCAACAGAAGCCGAUCCUAAAGAAGAAGAUAUUGUCGACAAAUAUUAUAUAUUAAUCAUUUUCUCGAUUUUUAUUCUACUUGGAUUUAUUAUCGCGAUUGUUGCUUACUUAUUGGUCGUUCUCUUACACCAGGAUUAUGCAGUUACAAUCCCUUCAUAA